Messenger RNA from Meloidogyne enterolobii, 369 nucleotides. Lineage: Eukaryota; Metazoa; Nematoda; Chromadorea; Rhabditida; Meloidogynidae. The record is from the annotation of a GenBank genome assembly.
AUGGUUUCGGGUUUUGGAUUAUUGGAAAGUGGACGUGUUUCUUCUAAAGAUGAAGUAAAUAUAAUGGUUAAAAAUAUUGUUGAUGUUGUUUUUGGUGGUCUUUCUUAUUGGAUGUUUGGUUUUGGUUUUACUUAUGGAAAAGACUUCCCAAACCCUUAUAUUGGUAAAUUAAUUUUUGGGGAAUUUUAGAAAAUAAUUUUUCUGGAAAAUGGUGGGUGAGAGGGUAGUUUUCGAUGUUUAAAAUGUUUCUGUCAAAGGGGGCAAGUUUGCUGUCGAUUCGAGGACUUUAUUAGGGAUGGAACAAUUAUUAGAUACAAGUUUAGACAAGUAACUAAAUUAAUAACAAAACUCAAGUCCCUUAUCAACAAU